AUGACUACAAACCUCAUUUUCGUAUCUUGCACGGUCCUUCAGAGUCUAGGUAACUGAUUUUUUUUAAUUAACAGAUUUUGUAACAUCGUAUUUUACAUAAAAAUAAAAAAAAAUCGAAAUUGGUUUUUAGUGUUAUCCAUACUGUUUUGUGCCAAACCCAAGCAAUUGGGUUCGGAAAACGAAAGACAGCGAAAACGUCCGAUCAGACGGAGAAAUCUCGAUUCUCCAAAUUCUGAUGAAAGAGAAAUCCAAUUGGAAUAUCGUGGCUCCGAACACACUGAUGAUUUUGGUUUUCCAAGUGCCCUGGAACGGUCGGCGUAAGUUGGGUUGCAAAGUCAUUUGUUAGCCAAGAAUUUUUUUUUAUUUUGCUCUGUGCGAUAUUUUUAUUUUUGCACUGUGCGAUUUUUUUAUUGUUUUUUUUUUUGCACAGUGCAAUCCUUUUUAUUAUGCACCGUGCGAUUUUUUAUUUUUCGCACUGUGCAAUUUUUAUUUUUUUUUUGCACAGUGCGAUAUUUGGCGCUACGACAUUUCGGGUCAGGGACAACUCGGGUCAACGACAACUCGGGUCAACGACGUUUCGGGUCAACGACACCUCGGGUCAACGACACUUCGGGUCAACGACAUUUCGGGGCAAAGAUGCCGUUUAAUAUUUUCGCUUCGGGACUUGGAAAAAAGAAUUUUUUGAAGAAUUUGAACAAAAUUUUUAAAUGUUUUCGCUUUGGAACUUGGGAAAAAGAAUUUUUUUGAGAGUUUGAACAAAUUUUUGAAAUGUUUUCGCUUCGGGACUGGGGAAAAAGAAUUUUUUGGAGAAUUGAGGUUUAUUUUUUAAAUUUUUUAGGGAAAUAGUGCAUAAGCGACGAGCAAAUAAGAAAAUCGUAUCCAUUGUUUAUGUUUUUAACUGGAAGCACGGGAUUUAAACGCAGACAGUGCCAGAGAGUGGAGUAAGAAGAUAGUCGUAAUGAUUGUAUGCUCAUAACGAUUUUUUUUAUUUGCUCGUUGCUUAUAAACACCAUUUUCCCAAAAAAAUUUUAAAAUAAUAAACCUCAAUUACCCCUAAAAUAACUAUUUAUCUAAAGAAUUAAAGAAAUAACAUUCGUACUUUAUGAAAAAUAAAAUUGUAACAUUCAGAACAAAAAAUCCUUUCCCACGUCCCGAAGCGAAAACAUUUCAAAAAUUUGUUCAAACUCUCCAAAAAAAUUUUUUUUUAAGUCCCGAGGCGAAAACAUUUCAAAAAUUUCUCAAAUUCACCAAAAAAUUCAUUUUUCCCAGUCCCGAAGCGAAAAUAUUAAACGGCAUCGUUGACCCCAAAUGUCGUUGACCCGAAGUGUCGUUGACCCGAGUUGUCCCUGACCCGAAAUGUCGGGACGCGCGAUAUUUUUAUUUUUGCACUGUGCGGUUUUUUUAUUUUUUUUUUGCACAGUGCAAUCCUUUUUAAUAUUAUGCACCGUGCGAUUUUUUUUUGCACAGUGCAGUAUUUUCUCUUUUUCUGCACAGUGCAAUUUUUUCGAUUUCGCACUGUGCGAUUAAAAAAAAAUUUUGUGCGUUUCGCACCGUGCAGAAGACUUCAAAUGCUGGCUCGCACAGUGCAAAAUUUCACCAAUUUCACUUCCUAUUUUCAGAAACAGAACUCCAAAUAAUGUACCCGACCUAAAGACAGCCGAACCAGGUGAUCCAUCGACCCAAGAGGCCCGCUCUAACACUGGCACACCAACUCUGACAACCGGCAGAGAAGGAGAAGAUACGCAUCCGCAGAAGAAAGGAUGGGCCUGGUUUAAGAAAAGCUGCCACAAAAAGACCACUGGAAAGCCGGGAUCCAAAGAGGAUGUUCAUACCGGAUUGGAACUGUAAAUACGAAAUUUUUUAUUAGAAAAAAUGAGAUUUUUUGAAAAUUUUUGCAUUUAAAAAUUUUUUAUCAAUUUUUGAUGAAUAAUUUUUGCAGCUCCGGCACUGACCCACAUCCGGGUACUAAAAAGAAGCUUCAGAAAACACCCCGUCCAUUGAAAGAGCCCGGCCGAUCCAAGGAAGCCAUACGAAAUCGGUUGACUUUAAAGACACCCACUAAUACGAGUGGUGAAAAAAUAUCGAAACGGAAGAAAUCCCAUGAUAAGAGCAACGAUGACACCAACUCUGUAAGUUUUGAACACCAAAACGACUAAUAAAUGGGGAGAUUUGACAUAAAUUAUAUUGUACAUGACAAAAAUAUUGACUUUAUUAGAUUCCAAGCACAAAUUGUUUGAAUAUUCAUAUCCGGUGAUCUAAUUGGACUGUAUUAAUAUUUUUUACGCAUUGUGGAUUAAAUAACCAUCUAUUUUUAGGACUGCUCAUCACACCACUCAUCGGAACACACCCAGUCCCAUGAUCUAGUCGAUAAACGUAAUGGAUAA
Molecule: messenger RNA, 2384 nt
Organism: Bursaphelenchus xylophilus (pine wood nematode)
Lineage: Eukaryota; Metazoa; Nematoda; Chromadorea; Rhabditida; Aphelenchoididae
Source: the annotation of a GenBank genome assembly